Nematolebias whitei (Rio pearlfish) is the source of this 8250-nucleotide messenger RNA. RefSeq names its product AT rich interactive domain 1Aa (SWI-like) (gene arid1aa). NCBI's taxonomy places the organism in Eukaryota, Metazoa, Chordata, Actinopteri, Cyprinodontiformes, Rivulidae. The record is from RefSeq and is a predicted model, not a curated record. The transcript has 20 exons. Gene Ontology annotation, biological process: chromatin remodeling; positive regulation of DNA-templated transcription; regulation of transcription by RNA polymerase II. Gene Ontology annotation, molecular function: nucleosome binding; DNA binding. Gene Ontology annotation, cellular component: nucleoplasm; brahma complex; SWI/SNF complex. Bases 249 to 7025 code for a protein of 2258 amino acids.
GGCUCAGUAACUCAACUCCCACAACAAUUUCUGUCGCUUCUCUACGCAUUGUAUGGAACCUCCAUCAUCUCUCUAACCCAAUCUACGGAGCCGGAACCGGCGGGAUGGCAGCCGGAUUCGGUCCGGAAUAAGGGUGUGGGAAUGAAUCGACACAAGGAUUAAUGGUUCUAAACAAUUAUUUAUAUUCAAUGCUAGCUUUUGAUUGUGACUGACUCGCCGAGAGAGGGAGAGAGAGGUGGGGGGGUAAUAUGGCCGCUCAGGUCGCCACUCUGAACACUAGCCCGCCUUCUGAACUUAAAAAGCCGGAUCGAGAGCCCAAGGACGAUUCGGUUCCGGGAGAGAAGCAGUCCGACAAAAAGCAGCCGGGUUUGGACAGCGGCUCGCCGGGCCGUGGGGAGCUGCAGGACGGAGCCGACGGUGGAAAUGCAGGGGGAGGAGGGGAACCUGAGAUGAAGAACGGGAAUGGGAACCCGCCCAGGGUUAAUAAUAAUACCCCGAAUGACUCAGUCGGACCGGAGGGAAACAACCAUCCCGGUUUUGUUCAUCACCACGGUCCCGCUUUUCCUCCUCCUUCGUACGGGUACAGCCAGCACUACGGUCGGCCCGCUUUUCAUCAAUAUGGCGGACAACAAAGCCCUGGCAUGGCAGCUGCUUCUGCGGGUCCGGGCGUGCAGUCGAGCAACAUGAUGGACCCGUAUCAACCCAAUUCACACGAGCAUGGCUUCUCAAACCACCAGUUUAACAAUUACAACCAGUUCCCGAACAGGACUCCGUACCCCGGCCAGGCGUACGGCAUGAACUCCCCUCGCAGCGCUCAGGCGCCGACAGCUGGGGGGCAGCCAGCUAAGCAACAACCACCACCGGGAGGACCCACGGCGAUGGCUGGAUCUUACAAUAACCAGAGAUACAACAUCGGGAACCCUCAACCAACAUCCACGCCGACACUCAACAAGCUCCUAACUUCGCCCAGCUCCACGCGGGGGUAUCCGAACUACCCGUCGAGCGACUACGGCAGCCAGGAAGGAGCUAGCAAGGGGCCAGCGGAGUACGGAGGGAGCAACCCGGCCUGGCAACAAAGAAGCCAUCACCCGUCGCCUAUGAGCCCGGGAAGUUCUGGGCAACCGCUCGCAAGAAGCCAGCCUUCAGGUCCCAUGGAUCCAAUGGGAAAAAUGAGAGGUCAGCCAUAUGGAGUAGGCAGUCCAUACAGUCAGCAGUCACAGCAGGGGCCUCCUGCAGGUCCUCAACCUGGACCAGGGUACUCAGGCCAGGGUUAUGGCCCUCCAGGGCCCCAACGAUACCCAGUGGGAAUGCAGGGACGUACCCCUGGAAGCAUGGGUACUAUGCCCUAUGGGCCACAGAUGGGGACAUAUGGACAGCAGGGACCAGGGGGGUAUGGUUCUCAGGGCCAGGCACAGUAUUACAACCAGCCAGGCCAGGCUCCACAUCCCAGUCAACAACAAUCCCUUUACCCUCAGCCCACACCUGGACAACCAGGCAGGCAAUCUCCUUACCAAGGGCAGUCCCACCCUCCAACUUCAGCUCCACACAACCAAGGAGGACCACCCUAUCAGCAGCCUCACAUACCCCCACAGUCCCAGGGACCACUACCAGGCCCAUCACAAGGGCCUCCUCAGUCCCAGUCAUCCUACUCUCAAGCAUCAGCCCCACAGUCCAGCCAGUCUCCUUACACCCAGCAGCAGGGGCCUCCCAGUCAGGCCCCGCAGCAGCCAAGUUCUCAGCCGCCCCCUGGACCACAAGGCCAAUCCAGCUACCCAGGAUCUACACAGGGUCCUCUGCAACCCCCCUCGCAGCAGCAGGCACAGUCUCAUUCGCAGCAGCCACCGGGACACAGUCAGCAUCCUCAGGGCCAGCCUGCAGUUUACCCACAAAACGCUCAGCAACAGCAAGCACAGCAGUCACCUUAUCAGCGUUUUCCUCCUCCUCCUCAGCAGGAGUUAUCCCAGGACUCGUUUCAGACAAAUACCCCUCCAUCCACACAACCCAAAUCUGGCCCAGAGGACAGCCAGGGCCGCCCAUCCAGCCUUCCGGACCUGUCCGGGUCCAUUGAUGACCUGCCCACAGGUACAGAGGGCGCCCUGAGUCCCGGUGUCAGCACGUCGGGUGUGUCGAGCAGCCAGGGUGAGCAGAGUAAUCCCGCUCAAUCGCCCUUCUCGCCUCAUACAUCCCCCCACCUGCCAGGCAUUCGAGGGCCCUCGCCUUCCCCGGCUGGCUCCCCUGCUAGUGCUAGCACACCCCGCGCAGGACCGCUGUCACCUGCUAACAUGCCAGGGACCCAGAUGCCUCCCAGGCCCUCGAGUGUGCACUCAGAUGGUAACCUGCACCCUGGGAUGAGCCAGUCUCCUAUGGCAGCGGACAGAGGGUUCAUGCAGAGAAACCCUCAGAUGCCCUCUUAUGGCUCCCCCCAGUCUGCCUCUGCGCUGUCGCCUCGCCAGUCCUCCGGUGGACAAAUGCAUCCUGGGAUGGCCCCAUAUCCGCAGAACAGCUCGAUGGGUGGCUACGGGCAGCAGGGAGGACAGUACGGUCCUCAAGGUUAUCCCCGCCAACCUGCGUAUGGCAAUAUGCCCAACGCCAACUACCCUGGACCCGGGAUGGGCUCCAUGAACCCCAUGGCAGGACAGGGUGGAGGUCCGCCAUAUGCUGGUAUGCCUCCAGGAAGGAUCCCUCCAAAUCAAUUGGGGGCACGUCCUUACGGCCCCAAUAUGGGCCCCAGCAUGGGGCCAAACAUGCCUCCAAACAUGGGCAACAUGCCACCCCAGGUAGGCUCAGGAAUGUGCCCCCCUCCGGUAAUGAACAGAAAGCCCCAGGAUCCAACGGCCAUGCAGCAUCCUUCGACCAACAGGAUGUCUGGUUACCCCAACAUGUCUCAAGGCAUGAUGGGUUCUGGUCCACCGUAUGGCCCACCAAUGAACAACAUGCCUGGAAUGAUGAACACUCCAGGCGGGUCACCUUAUCCUAUGGGACCAAACAUGGCCAAUAACACAAGUGGUAUGGUCUCUAGUCCAGAGAUGAACAAUAAGAUGAAUAACAAGGUGGACGGCAGUGGAACGCCCAAACCAGAACCCAAAUCCAAGAAGUCCAACUCUUCUACGACUACAAGCGAAAAGAUAACACGCCUGUACGAGCUGGGACCAGAGCCAGAAAGGAAGAUUUGGGUUGACCGUUAUUUGUCUUUUAUUGAGGAGAAAGCUAUGGGCAUGACCAACCUGCCUGCUGUGGGACGCAAACCACUUGACCUGUUCCGACUGUACAUGUCGGUUAAAGAUAUCGGAGGAAUGGCACAGGUCAAUAAGAACAAGAAAUGGCGUGAUCUGGCCACCUCCUUGAAUGUGGGCAUGUCCAGCAGUGCUGCCAGCUCUUUGAAGAAGCAGUACAUCCAGUGUCUCUAUGCCUUUGAGUGUAAAAUAGAACGUGGCGAAGACCCUCCCCCUGAGAUCUUUACAGACAACAAAAAGAACCAAGCUGCCAAGGUGCAGCCCCCCUCUCCAGCUGGGUCGGGUUCUCUGCAGGGUCCGCAGACACCCCAGUCCACCAGCAGUUCCAUGGCUGAGGGGGGAGACCUGAAACCACCUACGCCGGCCUCCACCCCUCAUACUCAAAUGCCCCCCAUGCCACCCGGCUCCAGGAGCAGCGUCAACCUGCAGGAUCCCUUCUCUGAUGGCAGCGACCCCACAUUUUCCAGGAAGACCCCCAACUCCAGCUACCAGCCUAGCAUGAACACACCGGACAUGCCAGGUCGCAUGGCCCCCUACGAACCCAACAAGGACCCCUUUAGUAACAUGCGAAAAGUUGGGGAGCAGUUUCUACCUGCUAGCCAGGGCCCUAACAGUGUAGUGAGCGACCAGCAGCAGCCUCCAUUCAACAGGGGGCCACCUGGGGCCAUGGGCGCAAUGCCAAUGGGGCCCCGACAGCAGUAUCCAUAUGGACCAGGCUAUGACAGAAGACAGGAGCAAGGGAUGGGCCCAGAGAGUAACAUAGGAUCUGGUACCCCUCAGCCAAACCCCAUGAUGCCCGCCAACACCGACGCGGGGAUGUAUUCUCCAAAUCGUUUUCCACCACAGCAGCCACGGCAUGAUUCCUAUGGUAAUCAUCAAUACCCUGGACAGGGAACGCCACCUACUGGUUCUUACCCCAAUCAGCAGCCAGGAAUGUACCCUCAACAGAGUUACAAGCGUCCUGUGGAAGGAGGGUACCCUCCAUCAAAACGUCAUGAAGCGGAGUACAGUGGUUCUUUCCCUGGGGGGCAACAAGCUCCGCAGCAACAGCAGCAAGGAGGCACCUCUGCACCACCUUCAGGGCAGCAGGAGCAGUACAAUCAGUACAGCGGCACAGGCCCAUACCCUGGUCCUGACCGCCGUCCGCCUGGACCCGGCAAUCAAUUCCCAUUUCCCUUUGGACGUGAGCGAAUGCAAGGAGCAUCCGGGCCCAAUGCGCAGCCAAACAUGCCCCCUCAGAUAAUGCAGUCAGUCCCUGAGGGUCCUCAGGGAGGCAUGUGGCAGGGACCUCGAGAUAUGAACUAUCAAAACUACCCUAACCGACAAGGUGGACCUAGUGGUCCGCCACAGGGACCAGUAUACCCUGGAAUUAAUCGCUCAGAGGAUAUGAUGUCAUCAGAACCGCGCAUAAAUCACGACAGCCAGUGGGCGGGACAGAUGGGCCCUCGGCAGCCCCCCUACGGUCCCACUGGGCCUGGACAACCUAUGCCUCGUCCUGUACAGUCCAACUACCAGCCCCCUCAGGGGGUGCAAAACCACAUUCCACAGGUGUCCAGCCCAGCCUCCAUACCCCGCCCCUUGGAAAGCCGAACAUCACCCAGUAAAUCUCCCUACAUGCACGGAGUAAUUAAGAUGCAAAAGGCCGGACCCCCGGUGCCUGCAUCCCAUGUAGUACCCCCUCCAGUGCAGUCGCCUUUAAUAAGGCGAGACAUGCCUUUCCCCCCUGGCUCUGUAGAGGCUUCACUUCCUGUCCUCAAGCCACGACGAAGACUCACCAUGAAAGAAAUCGGAACCCCAGAGGCCUGGAGAGUUAUGAUGUCAUUAAAGUCUGGUUUAUUGGCUGAAAGUACAUGGGCCUUAGACACCAUCAACAUUCUCCUACAUGAUGACAACAGUAUUGCCACUUUUGAUCUUAACACGUUGCCUGGUCUGCUAGAGUUGGUGGUUGAGUAUUUCAGACGUUGCCUCAUAGAAAUCUUCGGCAUCCUGCGGGAGUAUGAAGUUGGAGAUCCUGGCCAGAGGACCCUGCUUGAUCCAGAUGCCUUAAAACAAAACUUGGACAACAUGGAAGAAGAUGAACCACUAUUUGAGGAUAUGGAACAAGAGGAAGCAGAUGAUGAAGAUGAGGAGGUAGUGGAGCAUUCAACUGUAGUAAAGGAGGAGGGUGAUGAAGAGCAGUGCUCCCGUGGCCAGGAUCAGAAGAAGGAAGACGACGAGAGAAAAAGCAAAAGUUCUUCAUCUGAACAGACGAGCUUGUUACAACUGUUGCCUGCCCACGAGAGACCCAAGCAGGCCAGCAAAUUUGACAAGUUUCCCCUAAAGGUGGUACGAAAGAAGGACCCGUCUGUGGCUGCCCAGUCUAGUAAUUAUGGUAAAGUUCAAGAGUUUGACAGUGGACUGCUUCACUGGAGUGCUGGAGGUGGAGACUCAACAGAACACAUUCAGACUCUAUUUGAGCCACGCAAAGACUUCUUGGAACCGCGAGAACGAAUAUCUGUGCCCACAGCUUUAUUAAAGCGACGACUCCUAGAAGAAGACAUACGGGAACAUUGUUUUCCUGCAGAGGAAGAGAAGAAGAAGCAUGAAGAUGAAGAAGAAAGGCAAAAGCAGGCAUCUUUAGCAGAAAAAUCAACAGACUCUGAGAAGGCCGGCUCCGUAGUUAGCGGUGAUGAGGAGAGGCAAUCAGAUUCAGAUGCAAAGCCAGCUGAAAACGGUUUUAAAAGUCACCAGGAGAAUAACCGACCGAUUCUUUCUUCUGGAAGUAUUUUAGCUCAACAGGCGCAGCAGUCUGGCACCAUCCUGGAGGAUGAGCCUCACAGUAAAGAUGAAGGGCCCCUCGUUACACUGGCAAGCUGGCAGGAUUCAUUAGCACGUCGCUGUGUUUGCGUCUCAAAUAUUAUCCGCAGCCUCUCGUUCGUACCAGGCAACGACCAUGAGAUGUCCAAACACCCUGGGCUACUGCUGAUGCUCGGACGUCUGAUCCUCCUUCACCACUGGCACCCCGAGCGCAAACAGGCCCCACUCACCUACGAGAAAGACGAGGAGUCCGAUGAAGGUGUGGGCCAAAAGGACGAAUGGUGGUGGGACUGCUUGGAGCUGCUGAGAGAGAACACGCUGGUCACAUUGGCAAAUAUUUCAGGCCAACUGGACCUCUCCAUCUACCCUGAGAGCAUCUGCUUACCCCUGUUGGAUGGUCUUCUCCACUGGUCUGUCUGUCCUUCAGCAGAGGCCCAAGACCCUUUCCCCACUCUGGGACCCCAUAGUGCUUUGUCACCUCAGAGACUGGUCUUGGAAACGCUAAGCAAGCUAAGCAUCCAGGAUAACAAUGUGGACCUCAUCUUGGCCACUCCGCCCUUCAUUCGGUUGGAGAAGCUCUAUGGGAACCUGGUGCGACUAAUCGGAGACAGGAAGGUCGCAGUCUGCAGGGAGAUGGCCGUAGUUUUACUGGCCAAUCUGGCCCAGGGGGACACUAUGGCAGCCCGAUCAAUUGCCAUGCAGAAGGGCAGCGUGGGCAAUUUGCUGGGUUUCCUGGAGGACAGUCUGGCUGCCACCCAGCUUCAACAAAGCCAGAGCUCUCUGCUGCACCUACAGGGGAUGCCCUUUGAGCCCACAAGCCCCGACAUGAUGCGGCGAGCCGCCCGGGCUCUGCUCGCUUUAGCUAAGGUGGAGGAGAACCACUCAGAGUUCACACUACACGAGUCUCGACUCCUCGACCUUUCAGUGUCUCCGCUAAUGAACUCGCUGGUUUCUCAUGUUAUCUGUGAUGUACUCUUUUUGAUCGGCCAAUCAUGACAGCUGUAGGGAGCUGUAGCUCCACGUAUUGGGGAGGGGGUUUGUCCCCAACCCACUUCCUCCCUGGCGAAUCUGGCUUCUGUGUGGCACAAAAAGUUCAAGUGACUGGCUUUAAUUUAUGAAAAUCCUUCCGAGUACAUUCUGUGAGCCCUCGAUAGGCCAACCUUCCUCGGGGAGGGCCGUCACAGAGCUGUAGUGGGGAAAAUGCCGACAGACACUACACGCAAUGUGAAUGCCAACUGGAUUACGGAGCAGAGCACCGUAGUGGCGAGACUGUUCUGCACUUGGGGAGGGGGAGGGGGGAGUACUUUUUAAUAAAGAUAAAUAAAUGAAUAAAUAAAUAGCUGAAAAACAAAAACUGUAACCAAAGUUGCUGUCUCGUUUACAGUGAGUUUGGGAGACACGGUGUGCCCUAGCUCUCCCCUGAAGGGGCACAGUGAGUCUGUAACAGGUGAAGCAGACUGACGAGCGACCUGCUGGUUUUAGUUGCUGUUGAUGGAUCCUCACCAGUCAGCCCGACGGUAAACCAUGCGGUCGAUAAACACCUUCACCGGGGAGGCCUGUGCAGUGUGCAGUAGAUUGUAGGACAUUUUCUGUACCGUACUGCUCUUGAAGUGUAAGCAUUCUGUAAAACAUUUCUCACAGAAGCUGACGACGCAGCUCUAGAGUUUUAAGGUCAUUUUAGUUUGGUGUUAAACAGAAGAAUGGCUUUUUUCCCCAAAGUAUCGAGAACCUACAACACCCUUACCUCCUCUUAUCCCUUGAUUGUAUGAAUACCCUUAUGAAAAGAAAUCACCUCUUAGGACUGGUUUUCAACUUCAGAUACAGCUUUGCUGUGUUGUAUAUAUAUAAUGUUGUACAUUAUACUUCCUUUCUCUGUCCGUCUCUGUCUGUGUCACUAUUCUCACACUUGUUAUUGGUGCGGGAUGGAGGCAGACACGUUAAGUUUGUUCUUGACCUCCAGUCCUAGCUGAUUAUAGACCCACUCCUCUGGUCUCCACAGCUCUGUAGUACAGCAGACACGGCCUAAACUUGUAAUAUUCUGGUACAAUGAGAAUAAACUAGAUGAAGUACACAUUUGACAAAUUUUCUCCAAUCAUGGAUUCUGCAUAUUUGUAUUUCAGACUAUGUAGCUAAGGCAUCAUGUAAAUUCCUCCCUUUCCCCUUUUUUUGGCUCAAGGAAUAUCAUUUAUUCAGUAUGAAAUCUUUAUACUAUAUGUUCCAC